UGCUGCUCAUGGCCGUCUCUGGUGUGAGCCGGAAGUCUUCAUGUUACGGGGUAAUUAUAAAAGGAAAGCAAGAACAAUGCACGAGUGUUCUGACCAAGCACCAUUCUAUACAAAAAGUCAUGAAAAGUUGGCAGGAAGUAUUAUGAAAGGACUGAAGGACCUGUAUCUUGCUGAGAUACUUUGUGACACUACCAUAGUGACCAACGGUAAAAGGUUUAUGUGCCACAGGGUUGUGCUUGCAUCCAUCAGCCCUUACUUCCAAGCGAUGUUCACCAGCUCUCUUAAGGAAUCAAAGUUUGGAGAGGUUCAGCUCCUGGACAUCCCACCUUCUGCCAUAGAGACGAUACUGUAUUUUAUAUAUACAGGGCUGAGCUCCCUCAGCUUGGACACUGCUCAGGAACUGUUCGUAGUGUCAAGUCGCCUACAGAUCACCCCAAUGCAGGAUCUAUGCAGCAAUUACCUAAUAAACUCCCUAAACAAAGAAAACUGCCUUUGGAUUUAUAAAAUGGCUCAUUGCCAUAACCACAAGAGCCUCCUGGAAGCAGCUCUGAAGUUCAUCAGCUGUCAUGUAACCCAGCUGUCUGAAGAAGAGGACUUUCUUCAUCUGGACCUGGAUGAAUUAACUAGCAUUCUCUCCUCAGAUCAGCUAAUGGUGUCCUCAGAGCUUAGUGUAUAUAAUUUUGCUAAUAGAUGGUGGGAAUUUAACAAUUAUCGCUAUAACUCUUUUCCUGUAGAGCUGUUGAAGGCAAUUCGUUUACCACUUAUGACCCAACAUGAGCUUAAUGAAGUAAGUAAGUAUAUUGACCAAGAAAUACCUUUUCAGCAUUCAAAAUGCAUUCAGCUCCGUCAUGGAAUGUUUGAACAAAAGAUAGUUUGCAUGGAUCUUCAGGCAAGAGAAGACGUUUUUCUUGAUGAUGGAGAUUUCCAGCUAGACUCCUAUGAUCCAGUUUCUGGCGUAUGGGAGAAACUACCGUCUCUAAAGUCCCUUAUGUGUCCCGGAUGCUUAGCUAUAGGGAAUUAUUUGUACGUGGCUGGAGGUAUACAUCGAGAUGAUUCUGUUUCCAACACGCUCCACCUAUUCGACUCAGUAAGAAAUGAAUGGAUGGAGUUACCACCUAUGACUAGGUCAAGGUCUAUGCAUGGUUUCCUAGCUUGUGAUCAGAGGUUAUAUGCAGUGGGUGGAUGGGAUGGCAAUGACAUAAUUGACACAGCAGAAUAUUUUCAUAUAACAGAUAACUGUUGGACCGUGGUGUCCAAUCUGCCUUUGCCGUUACGUUGCUGUGCAUCUGCUCAGAUAAAAGGAAAGCUCUACCUUAUAGGAGGAGAGAGUAGCCGAGUAAAGUCCUUCUCAAUGCACCAAGGUUUUCUCAUAUAUGACACAGUCUCAGACACAUGGAGCCGAUUUCCACUAAAAAUCACAUGUUCAUCUGCAGGGGCAAUAACAUUUGAUGACAAGGUGUUUGUGGUUGGAGGUUACACCACCUCUAAAAGAUCCAGUUCAUGUUCUAAGGCCACUUCUAGAUGCUUUUGUAUAGACCCACUAGGACGGGUGUGUCAUGAUUGUCCAAUGCCACCGCUUCAAGAAUCCCUUGCUUCUGCUGGUGUGGUGCUUUGGAAGGAAAGAGUUUAUGUCCUUGGUGGGGAAGACGGUAAUAAUUUUAGCAAUCGGAUUUAUUACUGGACACCAGGGGAUUUUAAAUGGACCCUUAGCAAUGAGAAGCUGCCUAUUCUUUAUGACGGUGUGAGUGCUUUUGGCUGUGUAACAUUACAGGUUCCCAUGAAACAGUUUCAUUAUGUUAUUCCAGAGAGAAAUGCAGGACAUGUGAAAAAAGAGAGGUCUCAUGUGGUCUCAGAUAAGCAUAUUUAACCCUCUGAGUGCUGGGGAUCAGGGUACAUUUUCUCCUAUCAGGGGCCAAGCCAAUUUUGAGAGAUUUCCUAGAGUUGGAUUAGUGUGAUAAUCCUAUACACAGCUUGUGUUUUAUCUAGGGAGGUCUGUAUAUUCUGUUUUUCAAUACUCCUAUCACUCUCAGUAUUCUAGCUAAAGUUGAUGGGAGUUAAAGUCAAGAAAAUCCUAUCAUCCUAUUUUCUUUGUUCUUAAAAAUAAAUAUUUUAAUGAAUCAAUGUG
This is a messenger RNA of Spea bombifrons (plains spadefoot toad), 2125 nucleotides long. RefSeq names its product kelch repeat and BTB domain-containing protein 8-like. NCBI's taxonomy places the organism in Eukaryota, Metazoa, Chordata, Amphibia, Anura, Pelobatidae. The coding region runs from base 41 to 1867 and encodes 608 amino acids. Gene Ontology annotation, molecular function: protein binding. The transcript has 5 exons. The record is from RefSeq and is a predicted model, not a curated record.